Messenger RNA from Stylophora pistillata, 981 nucleotides. RefSeq names its product dynactin subunit 5. Gene Ontology annotation, cellular component: dynactin complex. NCBI's taxonomy places the organism in Eukaryota, Metazoa, Cnidaria, Anthozoa, Scleractinia, Pocilloporidae. The record is from RefSeq and is a predicted model, not a curated record.
AUGCCUGGUUAUUUUCUGUACACGAAACAACAGAAGAAUGAACUGAGUGUAGUACGCAAAAAUAACAGUUAGCGUAAACGUGGUCUGAUAAAUGGAGCAAAAAGACGUGUAUUACAACAAAGCAGAAUAUAUAGAAACUGCAUCAGGAAAUAAAGUUAGCCGUCAGUCAGUUCUGUGUGGGAGUCAAAAUAUUGUUUUAAAUGGAAAGACAAUCAUUCAAUCAGAUUGUAUUCUACGUGGAGAUCUUGCAAAUGUCAGAAUCGGAAGACAAUGUGUGAUCAGUAAAAGAAGUGUUAUAAGGCCGCCAUUUAAGAAAUUUAGCAAAGGAGUUGCAUUCUUUCCCCUCCAUAUUGGAGAUCAUGUUAUUAUUGAAGAAGAUUGUGUCAUCAAUGCUGCACAAGUUGGUUCUUAUGUCCACAUAGGAAAAAACUGUGUAAUUGGUCGCCGAAGUGUACUAAAAGAUUGUUGUGCUAUAGCUGAUAACACAGUCCUCCCCCCUGAAACUGUUGUUCCACCCUUUACUCUAUAUUCAGGCUCCCCAGGUGUUUUUACAGCAGAAUUACCUGAAUGUAUGCAGGAAAUUAUGACAGAGAAAACAAAAGACUAUUACCAACACUUUUUGCCCAUUUCAGAAGAGAAAUGACCAUUAGAUGACAACAUAGCCUAUCUAUUCAAACAAUUAGGCAAGAUUUUGUGGUUGUAAAGAUACAAAACGAAGGUGGAGGGUUGCGGGCUUUGUGAGCAGUGAAUGACCAUAGUCUUGUAGAUCAGGGGUUUCCUCUGUUCAUUAGUUUUUGUGAUAAUUAAAUUAUGGAAUGUAAAUCAUUAGCCACAAUAGCUGUAAGUCCUGUGAGGAAUGGUAAUGGUUUCAUAGAUGUAGGGGGGUUCUUUGAAAGUUGUGUUACUGGUAUUCUUAACACCCAAUUACAGAAAGUUUUAGUGACAAUUGAGUGAUUAAGGAAAAUAAAUUUCAAAGUGUAA